UCUUCCAGCGCAGCUCUUCUCGCCGCACCACCAACUUGUCACCAAAGAUGGCGAUUUGCUGAGUGCUCAUGGAUACACAUAUUUCUCGGCUAGUUGUUAUCUUACCCGAAACGCCAACUUUAGAAACAAAUUAACUGCAAGCGAGCAAUUAUUUCUCUGUCUGAAGCACACCUGACACAGCGUCAGUCAUCGUUACCAUGCAGAUCACGCUUAAAACACUGCAGCAGCAGACUAUUCAAAUUGAGAUAGACCCCGAACAAACGGUCAAGGCCUUGAAAGAGAAGAUAGAAGCUGAACGAGGAAAAGACAACUUUCCUGUUUCAGGGCAGAAGCUGAUAUAUGCUGGAAAAAUCUUGCAAGAUGACACACCAAUUAAGGACUACAAAAUUGAUGAGAAGAAUUUCGUUGUCGUGAUGGUGUCCAAGGCAAAGCCUACAGCUGCAGCCUCGCCACCUGUUUCAGAAGCACCAAAGCCCCCCGUACAGGACUCUGGCUCCACAUCAACACCAACCCCAGCUUCAAACCCUGCUCCCACCCCAGCUCCAGCAGCUGUCCCCAAUCCUCCCUCCGAGGAGGCCAAACCGGAGCCAAGUGCCGCAGCCACAGAACCACAACAACCAGCCAGCUCCAGUGGUGGGAAUCAGGGCCUGGAUGCCUCCUCAGCGCUGGUGACUGGAGCCGAGUAUGAGGCGAUGCUGACAGAGAUCAUGUCUAUGGGAUACGAGAGGGAGCGAGUGGUGGCAGCGCUACGGGCCAGUUUCAACAACCCCCACAGAGCUGUGGAGUACCUCCUCACUGGUAUCCCCAGCAGCCCAGUCCAGGAGAGUAAUCCACCAGCACAGGCCCCCACAUCUGGACCCACAGAGGCCCCAUCUCUAGCAGAAGGAGAAAACCCACUUGCAUUCCUGCGUACUCAGCCCCAGUUCCUGCACAUGAGACAGGCCAUCCAGCAGAACCCGGCUCUGCUACCUGCUCUGCUCCAGCAGCUCGGCAGGGAGAACCCUCAACUUCUACAGCAAAUCAGUCAGCAUCAGGAGCUGUUCAUCCAGAUGCUCAAUGAGCCGGUGGGAGAGGGGGGAGACGCCCCGGAGGUCGGCGAGAUGGGGGCGGCGGGAGAAGAAGGAGCGCCUGUCAACUACAUCCAAGUUACACCUCAGGAGAAGGAAGCCAUAGAAAGGUUAAAAGCCUUGGGUUUCCCUGAGGCCCUGGUCAUCCAGGCCUACUUCGCCUGCGAGAAGAACGAAAACCUGGCGGCCAACUUUCUCCUCAACCAGGGACUGGAAGACGACUGAACGGGAGCAGAGCGCCACCUCCCUGCUCCUCCCUCCCUACCUCCCCCCCCUCCCCCAGCUCAGCAUAAAGACUGCACCCCCACAUUUUACUGUACAGCUACCAACCUCAGCUCAACCCAACAGGAGGAGGGAACCGGGGGGAAGGGGGUGGAGGGAGAGCCGUUUGGGAGGGACAAAGAGGGGAGGGCGGGUUUAAAAGUACACAAAGUCGGGAGGCUGUGUGGAGGAAGGUCGGCGGUGUGGGGGGGUGAAAAAGUGGAAGAAUGAUAAAAUCCACGUGAAUUCCAAUGGAAUGUGUGGGGUUCGUUUAGGGAGAUCUAUCAUCUGAUUUUAGACGCGCUUUGUGAACGUUAGGGAGGACGAGGUGGGGGGUGGGGGGGAGAGCGUGUGCGUGUGUGAGUACAUGUCCGUGUAUGCCUGAGCAAAGAUGGAUGCAACACAGUUAAAAGCUGAAGAAGUAAUCGAUCCGGCGUUGUCUAAGUUCGUUCAUGCUGUAGCUCUGUUGUUGGUAAGCAGGUCAGCCGUGUGUGCGUUUAGCUACUUGCGUGUACACCUGUGUGAAGCGUGAAGAGGCGGACCGGACCGUGCUGACUUUACGUGACAUUAACGGAUCAAAACUCAAAACGGGAGCUAAAUCUGCCCUGGCUGCACAGAUCUCUGCUAAUCAGUCAUCAGUGCAAACUGCCAGUUCUGCUUCUACAGACAUGGAUCUUUUUAGAUGUUAGAAACCCGACACAAUCUCCACUAAACUCCUGGACCGGCUGAUCAUCUGUACUGAUGAUCAGCUUUUAUUUAAUAUUCUGGUAAAUUCUGGUUCCUGCUCCAAACCAAAACAUUGCUUUUCUUCUCAUCUUGUAUUUGGCCUCUGGUGCGUGAGAAUAUAAGUCAUCUAAAUCUUUCAGAGCAUCACGCUGAACAGCUUGAAUCACAGCAAUCUGGAUGGUUUUGAGCUUUACCAGCAUUAACUGGUCUGAAAAGAAGCAGAAACAGGCAGCCUCAAGCUAUUUAAAAUCAGACCAAACUGGCAGCAUCAGGGUGUUAAAGUUUAGAUUAUUUCUCCUCUGUGCAGUGGGCGGGGCUAGAAGUGUGGCGCAUGCUCCUUCUGUAAUCUGAUUGGCCAGCCAGUGAAAACAGCUUGAAAUGGUCACCCCGGUCCGGUCCAGACUGUUGGAUGCCAGUUUGAUGUGUUUGGAUGGAGAAGGCACCCGUACACAAAGCUGCAACCAAGGUGGAGCUGAUCUGAUCCACCAUCAUCAUCAACCCCAGUGUUUCUGCAUACGAGUUAAUUAUCAACCAUAAAUGAGUGCAUUAUGAAGCUGAUAACCGGCCUGGGCUUUGUUCUUCAGUUAAGUCAGAGAUAAUUUCGUCUCUGUAUCUGAUCAUGAUCCUGCAAUCAGCAAAGCUGCAUUUCUGCAGCUUUAAUUGAAAACAAAAACAUUUGCAUGCGUACGUGAAAUGAUGGGUCUAACAUGACCGACUGGGUCAUGCAGACGUGGAGAACAAGGCCCGGGUUGAUCACGGUGCCAUGAAGAGACGAUGACUGGUGAAGAUAAAGUGCAUUGUCAUUCUGUAUGUGUGAUGGCAGUUUUUGCUGCUGGUUGUCCUACAGCAUCAACAUGAUCUUAGACUAUGCUGUGCUACAUUAAAUAUCAGCAGUCUUUCAGG
This is a messenger RNA of Melanotaenia boesemani (Boeseman's rainbowfish), 2957 nucleotides long. It is a transcript of the gene rad23aa, whose product is annotated as RAD23 homolog A, nucleotide excision repair protein a. Gene Ontology annotation, biological process: nucleotide-excision repair; proteasome-mediated ubiquitin-dependent protein catabolic process. Gene Ontology annotation, molecular function: damaged DNA binding; proteasome binding; polyubiquitin modification-dependent protein binding. The transcript has 9 exons. The record is from RefSeq and is a predicted model, not a curated record. Lineage: Eukaryota; Metazoa; Chordata; Actinopteri; Atheriniformes; Melanotaeniidae. Gene Ontology annotation, cellular component: nucleoplasm; cytosol. The coding region runs from base 198 to 1292 and encodes 364 amino acids.